UCGUUUCUUCCAAGUGUGCAAUUGGUUAUUACGGCGCUUCUCAUCAUCAAUAACAUUUUACAUCGCCUUCAUCAGAGCUGCUUCUCUUUUAGUCUCAACUGUAUACUGCAAAUCGAGAUUAUAAAAGAUGGUGCAGUACAAUUUUAAGAAGAUUACGGUGGUUCCCAAUGGGAAGGACUUUGUUGAUAUUAUUCUGUCUCGCACACAACGUCAAACUCCUACUGUUGUGCACAAAGGAUAUGCUAUCUCUCGUAUACGUCAAUUUUACAUGCGCAAAGUGAAAUACACGCAGCAGAAUUUCUAUGACAAGCUCUCCACCAUUAUUGAUGAGUUCCCCAGGCUUGAUGACAUCCAUCCUUUCUAUGGGGACCUUCUUCAUGUGCUCUACAACAAAGACCAUUACAAGCUUGCCCUUGGCCAAAUCAACACUGCUAGAAAUUUGAUUUCUAAAGUAGCUAAAGAUUAUGUGAAAUUGUUGAAAUAUGGUGACUCACUCUAUCGAUGCAAGUCCCUGAAAGUUGCGGCUCUUGGGCGUAUGUGCACUGUUAUAAAGCGCAUUGGCCCAAGUUUAGCUUAUUUGGAGCAGAUUAGGCAGCACAUGGCAAGACUUCCUUCAAUUGAUCCCAAUACUCGAACCAUCUUGAUUUGUGGGUAUCCAAAUGUUGGCAAGAGCUCAUUCAUUAACAAGAUUACAAGAGCAGAUGUGGAUGUGCAGCCUUAUGCCUUCACUACCAAGUCCUUGUUUGUCGGUCAUACUGACUACAAAUAUCUGAGGUAUCAAGUGAUUGACACUCCAGGGAUCUUGGAUAGGCCAUUUGAGGAUCGUAAUAUCAUAGAAAUGUGCAGUAUUACAGCUCUUGCACAUCUGAGGGCCGCUGUGUUAUUUUUCCUUGAUAUUUCUGGGUCUUGCGGCUAUAGCAUUGCGCAACAGGCUGCUCUUUUUCACAGCAUCAAAUCACUUUUUUUGAACAAACCGUUGAUGAUCGUAUGCAACAAAACGGACUUGCAGCCAUUAGAUGGGAUUUCCGAGGAAGAUAAGAAGUUAGUCACAGAGAUGAAAGAUGAAGCUAUGAAGACAGUGAUUGGUCAAGGUGGCGAGGCAACAGAUGAAGCAGGUGUGCUGUUAACUAUGAGCACUUUGACUGAAGAUGGUGUAAUUUCAGUGAAGAAUGCAGCUUGUGAGAGGUUACUGAAUCAAAGGGUGGAGUUGAAAAUGAAGUCGAAAAAGUUAAAUGACUGCUUGAACCGUUUCCAUGUUGCUAUGCCAAAACCACGUGACCAGAAAGAGAGGCCACCAUGCAUACCUGAGGCAGUGUUGGAAGCCAGAGCGAAGCAGGCCGAGGCAGAUGCUGAGAAACAGAAAAGGAAGCUUGAGAGAGAUCUGGAGAAUGAGAAUGGAGGUGCUGGUGUUUAUUCUGCGAGCUUGAGGAAGCACUAUCUAUUAGCAAAUGAAGAGUGGAAGGAAGAUAUAAUGCCUGAAAUUUUAGAUGGGCACAAUGUCUAUGACUUUGUUGACCCUGAUAUCUUACAAAGGCUUGAAGAAUUGGAGAGAGAAGAAGGUCUUCGUCAGGAAGAAGAAGGAGAUGAUGAUUUUGAGAUGGAUGGUGCAGAGCUUACCCCCGAAGAAAAAGCAGCAUUAGCUGAAAUCCGUAAAAAGAAAAGUUUGCUCAUUCAACAACAUAGAAUGAAGAAGAGCACCGCAGAGAGCCGACCCACUGUACCAAGAAAGUUUGAUAAAGACAAGGAGUUCACUUCAAAAAGAAUGGGAAGACAAUUAUCUGCUUUGGGAUUGGAUCCAACUCUAGCUAUCAAUAGAGCCCGAAGUAAAUCAAGGGGUCGUAAGCGAGAGAGAUCAGUUGAUGGAGAUGACAUUGGUAAUGAUACAAUGGAUGUAGAUGAGAUUACUCCCAGCAAGAAGCAACGUAGAUCUAGAUCACUUUCCAUGUCAAGAUCAAGGUCAAUGUCACGACCUCGAAAUGAAUUUGUUCCAGGGGAGGGCUUCAAGGACAAACCUCAGAAGGAAAAGGCUAUAAAGAUGUUUAAGAAUUCUGCUAAUAAGAGGAACAAGGAUGCUCGACGGGGAGAGUCUGAUAGAGUCAUUCCUACUCUGAAACCAAAACAUCUCUUCUCUGGAAAACGAUCAAGUGGCAAAACUGACAGGCGAUAGUCACCAGAUAUGCUCUGUAUACUUUCAUCGAGUGUUCAAUACUUGUGUUGGUGCUUAUUUGGUUCCUUUCUCAUAGUUAGAGUGCAAGACUACGAUUAUCACCUUCUUUAUCGGGUGGCCAUUGGAAUUUGCUGAUGUAUCAAGAUGCUUUUUGUUGCAAAAAUUUGGGUGGCGGACGGAUGGACAUAUGCAAAAAGAGAACCUUUGUUGGAAUGCCAAUUCACCUCAGCUUAUUUUGGGCACUCUGUUGUGCAAUUUUGGAACUUGCCUUUUAAUCCAAGUUUGUAUUUUUCUUUAGCGAUAAUUUUGGAAGAGUUUUAGUUUACCUUAACAUAAGAUAUGAGGAACAUGUCAAAACUCAACCUGUUGCAGUUUUGUCAUGGCAACACAAGACUAUAGAUUUCAAGUAUUUAAAUUUGUGUUUGAGACGCAGCUGUGUUUGGUGCCUUGUUCACUAUUUGUUCAUAUAAAAAUAACAGGUUUAAUUAAGAAAA
Molecule: messenger RNA, 2661 nt
Organism: Solanum stenotomum
Lineage: Eukaryota; Viridiplantae; Streptophyta; Magnoliopsida; Solanales; Solanaceae
Product: nucleolar GTP-binding protein 1-like
Exons: 3
Coding region: 128-2167 (679 amino acids)
Biological process (GO): ribosomal large subunit biogenesis
Cellular component (GO): nucleolus
Molecular function (GO): GTP binding; GTPase activity; RNA binding
Source: RefSeq, a predicted model, not a curated record